CUCUUAAAGCCACUGGUGAACAGGGAGCGCGUUUGCGGCAGGAGCAGCGGCAGCCUGGGGAUCCUUAUCUGCAGUCACCUAUCCCUGUCAGUCAGACACACACAUACACAAAGUGUCAGCCCGGAACCAUUCAUUCAUUGCAACCCCAUUUUCUUCUCCUCUGGUACAUUUUUGAUUUAAUGAAGACAGCAGCUUGAAAGCGCAAUUUAAAGAACAGCUGUACAACAAUUUAUUGAAGGUUUGUGCACAACAGUUCCUGGAUCACCACACCUCUUGAUCAUUAUAUUCCCCUUUGGACUUUAUUUUAGUGUGAGGUGGGCUGCAAGGAAAUUUAAUCCUCCUUGGAAACGUCGCCCGGCUGCAUAUAUUUGUUUAUAGAUGAACAGUGCAAAAGAUCCGUUGACUUUGGACCACCUUAGAAACAGCAGCAGCGGCAAUAAAUUGGUGCGGGAACAAACUGCAUUAGCUAUGGCUUCGGGUUUGCAACCGGUACGAACGAGCGAGCCGAAGCACCGGCUCGAGAUUCACACUUUAUCGGACACCUCCAGCCCUGACGUAGGAGAAAAAGAAAAAAAUCAGCAAAGUAAAAAUGAUGACACAAAUACAGACGAUCCCUCAAAGAAAAAGAGACAAAGGCGCCAGAGAACUCAUUUCACCAGCCAGCAGCUACAAGAACUGGAGGCAACUUUCCAGAGAAAUCGCUACCCAGACAUGUCUACGAGAGAAGAGAUUGCAGUUUGGACCAAUUUAACUGAAGCUAGAGUACGGGUUUGGUUUAAAAACCGCAGGGCCAAGUGGAGGAAGAGGGAACGCAACCAACAAGCGGAACUUUGCAAGAGCGGCUUUGGUCCUCAGUUCAAUGGCCUGAUGCAACCCUACGAUGAUAUGUACACUGGCUACUCCUACAACAACUGGGCCGCCAAGGGCUUGACAUCGGCUUCGCUCUCCACCAAGAGCUUUCCGUUCUUCAACUCAAUGAACGUGAACCCUCUCUCCUCUCAGGCCAUGUUCUCCUCUCCCAAUUCCAUCUCCUCCAUGAGCAUGUCAUCUAGCAUGGUCCCUUCUGCAGUGACCGGGGUCCCAGGCUCUGGCCUCAACAGUCUCAAUAACUUGAACAACCUAAGCAACCCGUCCCUGAACUCCGCCGUCCCAUCAGCAACCUGCCCCUAUGCUCCGCCAACCCCACCCUACGUCUAUAGAGACACUUGCAAUUCCAGCUUGGCCAGCCUUAGACUCAAAGCCAAGCAGCAUUCAAGUUUCGGAUACGCCAGUGUUCAGAACCCAGCGUCUAAUUUGAGCGCCUGCCAGUAUGCCGUAGACAGGCCUGUGUGAGGAAUCAAAUGAAACUUCUCAGACUGAUGAACUCCAAGAAAUAAUUUAAAAUAUAAUGGGCACUACCGACGAAACCACUAAACCUGUGUAGCUAAACCCCACAGAGCCGCCUUUCCCAUUUAAGGGAAACGCGCAAGUAUUAUUUCCUCCCUUGACACCCUGUUUGCAAAUAUUUUUCAUCAGAUAAAGGGACGCUUGGCCGUUAAAAAUAUUCUCGACUAUUUGACUGGAUAUCACCUUUAUUAAUACACUAUAUAAGCUUGUUUUUUUUAAGUUCAGCAUUGUGAUAAUAAAAAGGAAACGUUUGGGGGAACGGAUGUGUAUAUAUCGAAAUGUCAAAUUAAUUUUAUAAAAGCAAUUGUUAGUAAUAUCACGCCAGUGUUUUUGAAGUUACAUAAAAAAAAGCAUGUCACGCGGAAGCUUGAAGGAUUUUUCCGCUUAAAAGCGAGGGAAUGUAUAUACUAACUGCAACCCUUGUAUGUUUCUAACACUGUCUAUUAUUAAUUAAUAUUAUUAUUAAAAGUCUGUGUGGAUAUCAGUUUUGAAUCUAGUAGCUCUGGUUGUAAGAUUCAGUGAUGUUCCGAAAAAAUGCAAUCAUGUACGACUUAUCCUGUGUAUACAAUGGGAAACAGCAUUUAAGUGUUUCUUUUGCAUCUAAAAAGAAAUGAAGCGUUGUGCUCAUCCAAAAACGAAAAAAUAUACCGUAAAACCAUUUUGUCUAAAUGGAUUGUUUUUAUGUUGACGUGUUUAAUCCAUGUUAAGUACAACUUUGGGGGGAAGGGUAUGGUGUAUCGGACACACAAACAAUGUUGUCUUUAACUAGCCUCCACUCUACGCUGUCACGGAAAUCGGAUCAUGAGUUAACAUUGUAACACACUCAUCACUAACACCAGUCCAUGUAGCUCAUUGCCAACGCUGGGGUGUUAGUGCCGACGACUGCAAGCAAUGUGCUGAAUUCACGGAGCCCCCAUAUUGUUUCAAAAAAGCAACCAACUUAUAGAGUCAAAGGUUUAUGGGAUUUUUAACUUUGUCCACCCAGUCCAAGACCGGUACUUUCAAAUCAUAACUUUAAGUAAAGUCGAAUGAUCAAUGUGCUGUCAAGGAAUAUUUUAGGAAUUAAUGCAUUAAUGACCAAAUGAAAUAAAUGGAUACAUUCCAAAAUAUCGCUGACAUAAAAUUAUAAUGAUGAUCAGCGCAAUGAAGUUAGUUCGAUGAAAGAUUGUGAAGAUAUUACUGAAAUUUACAUUCGGUCUAAACCAGAAUAAUUGCUGCCCUAAAAUCUUUUGUUUUGUCCAUAAUCAACAAUCGAGAUUGUGUUUCUUUUUGUUUUGUAAUACAUUUUGAGCAGAAUGCAUUUCUCAGAAUCACGGGUUCAAAGGUCAGAUUACAUUUUCGACGACUUUAUUAGGCUUAUUAAAGGUCAGACAGUUUGUGUUUGGUUAUUAAUAAUGUUGAUCUAGCAUCCUCAUGUGCGAGGCCUGUUUGCACAUUAAAUCAUACAGGAUUAUGUCGUGUAGAGUCUAUAAUGAGAGAGCAAAUGAAGAUAAAUUAUACAGUAGUAUGCCCAUGACAUGAUUUGAUUCGGAUGGGGGUGCGCUGUGUGAAACAUGAAAAGACAAUGCAUGUUUUUGUUAAAUAAAAGAACAGGCAUAAAGAGCGACA
Chiloscyllium plagiosum (whitespotted bambooshark) is the source of this 2994-nucleotide messenger RNA. It is a transcript of the gene pitx2, whose product is annotated as paired-like homeodomain 2. Gene Ontology annotation, molecular function: RNA polymerase II cis-regulatory region sequence-specific DNA binding; DNA-binding transcription factor activity, RNA polymerase II-specific. The record is from RefSeq and is a predicted model, not a curated record. Gene Ontology annotation, cellular component: nucleus. Gene Ontology annotation, biological process: anatomical structure morphogenesis; regulation of transcription by RNA polymerase II. Lineage: Eukaryota; Metazoa; Chordata; Chondrichthyes; Orectolobiformes; Hemiscylliidae.